Dibothriocephalus latus is the source of this 1062-nucleotide messenger RNA. NCBI's taxonomy places the organism in Eukaryota, Metazoa, Platyhelminthes, Cestoda, Diphyllobothriidea, Diphyllobothriidae. The record is from the annotation of a GenBank genome assembly.
AUGGCGAAUGCGCCACUGGCAGGGAAGACACUCUAUCUUGAGUUUCUAUCGCGUGGUCUGCAGACAUGGCGGACCGCAGUCCUGCGACCUGCGAGGUCGGGAUACGCUUGCUCUGACGAGGACAGCGAUCUGGGCCACUACACUUGCAAUACGCGCUUCCAACCCGGAGAAGUGGGAGAAAUUAUUUGUCGGCCAGGGUGGACUGAAAAUAAUUGUCUAUCACGUUACCCCAACAGAAGGAGAGAUGCGGUUCGCAGGACAAUAUUUAUGCAUGAAGCGCUUUUCGACAUGGAUUGCACUUUCGGACCAACGCUCAAUGCAGUAGCUUACGUCAUCAGCCUUGAUUCCAGGUUGAAAGGAGGCUACGAACUGAUCUCCGAUCAUCUGAAAAUUGAGAAUCUGAAACUUUGCUCAAUACCAGCCAUGUAUAAGCCCCGUCUAACUUCACCUAAUAUGAACAACUUUAACAAGCACACACUGGUGCCUGGAGACAGAGUUGGUCUGACAAUCAGCGUACCGACUGCCCGAGACUCGAACAUUUCUGAUGUCGAAAACUCAUGUAUUUUGCGCCUUGUGGAUACGGCAUUCAAGAAUUUUGAGAAUUCUAAAGAUACACUGAUCGAUUUAAACAAGGUUACCAAUGAGCUUCAUGAAAACAGCCAGUUGUUUUACAACGGCAGUGAUUGGGAUAGGUUGAAUUCCAACUUAUUUAAAACGACUGUGCGUAAUACCAUCGUAAAACCACGAGUCCGAGAUUUCUUUCCGGAGGUCUGGCUGUUUGACCACAUCACACUCGACCAAGCAGGAUAUUAUAGCACCCUGCUAACAGCACCAGACGGCAUUACUAGUUGGGAAUUCAGGGCUCUCUGUUUUUCGCAGAACAUGGGCAUCUGGAUGCCACCAAGACUGGAGCCGGAGGUUGUCACCGUCUCGCUCCCCUUCUACUUCGAACUCACUCCCCCGGUGAAGGCCAAACGACACGAGGUCUUACACUUGCCCGUCAGUGUCUUCAUGUUGUCGCAAACAUCAGCCAGUGUCACGGCAGACGAGAAGGCCUUUUAG